AUGCCCCCACGACAAUACCUCAGCCAUGGUGUCCGCACCAGUCAUCCCACCCACUCGUCCAAGACCACCACCAGGCGCCGCUCGAACGGCGCCCACACCACCGAUCCUGGACCCCUCGCUGACCCCGUCCCCAUCGAAGAGUUCCCCCCACCGGCAUGGCGGACAGUUCUGAACUCGCGCGCAGACCUUGGUAAGCUCAGGACCACCUCCCAAACGACCUCGCCCCCCCUCUUCUCGGCUACCCGAGCCACCCACCGAGCGUCAGACACUAACCGCCUUCCAACAGGUUACCCCGACUUCUACCCAUCCAGACCCGGAUACGGGCAGCCAGAAGAUGAGCUGCCAGAGUCGUUCGUCAAGAGCGGCUUCUCCUCCAAGGCCGCCGUCAAUGUGACGGCCGAGAGUUUCUCGAUGCAUGGCCCCGUGUUCCAGCAGCUCCAGUCUGGAGGACUCGAGAAGCUCAUGGAGCUCGGCCAGCAGAUCAUCGAGCAGCGCAAUGCCUCUAUGCCUACUUUCUCAGAACGAGUAUUCCGCAUCCCGGUGCGAGUAACCUACAAUGACGCGAAGAGACUCCAGUUUCUUGCAGAGUUAGCGAACCCCGCCAUCCCCCUGACGCGACUGAUGCGCACCCCCGUUCCGCACGGGUUCAAAGGAGUCGAUCUGCUCGAGACGAUGUUUUGCCCUCCGCAGCCGACGGUCCGGCCAACGCCCGGCGCUGCGGCGCAGGGACCGAAACCUCCGUCGGACCCGAUCCCCAUCGAUCGAGCACUCUGGUUCAUCCGCGUCCUCGGCGCAAACGAGAUCACGACGCAUCGCGGACGAGCGCAGCCCGCAACCGUCGGCGUGCAGGCUCCGUCACCCGUGGCCGCGACGCCGAGCUCGACUGCUACGGCGCCACCUUCCGCUGCCCCGCUCAACAGCAACGACUGGUACACCGGCGAGUUCACGAAUGCGUUCACGGCCUGGCUCCGGAUUCAGCUGGGACAACUCGUCCUCCCCGCCCGCCCGGCCAAGGCGGGCGCGCCGCCACCACCGAAAGCUCCUGCCGGCGUGCUGGGCGACGAAAAGAGCAAAGCCCGUUGGCUCGCCAAGUGGCAGUACUCGAACCAGCUCCUGCACCAGUUGUACCGGAAACGGCUGAUCUCGCCGCGGCUGCUCGUGCAGUGGCUCAGUGACUUCCUCGGAACGGCCAACCUCGCGCAGCUCGGCUUUGUCUCGCAGCUGAUCCACGACAACCUCGUCGAUGUCGCCGAGUACGUCGUUGUCGGGCGGCAUUGCGUGCGCGCUGCAUGCGCAAAGAUCGACGAGAUUCGAGCAUCUCCUGCCCGAGCGACCAUGUCCAAGGUCGAGCAGUUACUUAUCAACAUUGUCCAGGUGUUGUAUGACAGCAACCCCGAGGUGAUCCUGAGUCCGGCAACUUGGACGCGGCACUCUGCGCGGCUGUCCGAGCUGCUCGAUUCGACGACACCGACGUUCCAGGAUUUGACGCGGCGAAAUGAGGCACUCGUCGCUGUACCGCCCGUUGUCGACGCCGGGGCCAGCCCACGACGACAGCAAAUGGUGGAGGUGAACAAGCUCGACUCGAUCGCAGCCGAGACGGACAUGGCGGCACUGUGCAAAUCCUACUUCAAUGGGGCUUGUGCUCCGACGUCUCCCAAGAUCGACCUCGCCAAGCUCGAGGAGAAGGUCUUCAUCCUCGUCAACUGGGCCAUGGGCCUGUAUCAGCUCGGAAUACACCGGCCGUACGCCGUGUACACGUUGCUAAAGAAGUGGCAAGAGUGGCACGAGGAGCAGCGUUCGGAGCCGUUCGACUUCUUCGACAUCCUGUACAAAUGGCUCGACACGAGUGCCGCCGCGCAGCGGCCGGACAACGUACUCGCGAUCGGCAUCGCGUUCGGCGAGAUGACGCGCCAGGGCAUGUUCUCCUACGGCCGGUAUAUCCGCAAACUGAUCGCGGUCGGACACAGCCCAAGGAACCACACGGGACCGCCGUCGCACCACCUCGAGCUGCUCCGCGCCAUGCCUAUCUUUGUCGAGUCGAAGGAGCUGUGCGUCCAACGCCGCCUGAUCCUCAGCGGCGACUCGGAUCCACGAGAACGAGAGCGUGGACAGGCCGAGGAAGACGCGGCGCUCGAGAGCUUCAAGCAGGAGCUCAAGGAGUAUGUUCCCGAGAUCUUUGGGCUGAAGCGUUAUGGACGCAGUGCCACGUUCAAGGAACAGAUCGACUAUCAGCUCCCCUCGGCCGCGAGUUUGAACCGGUACGAGUUUGUGCAGACGCGGUUCUGGAUGUUUGCUGCGGCCGUGAACGCUUUCAAAAGACAAGGCCCGCAACCGGCAAUGAGCGCCAGCACGUUUGCGCGCAUCAUCAACGUGUUCAACCAGUGCUGGGCCUACUCCACGACUACUGACGGCAUCGUAGGGACAGAAGACGAGGAGAUUCUCUUGAUUAUCCUGGACGCGAUCAAGCGCCACGCCGACGUUUGGACGUGCAUCGACCGCUGGAAUGAGAUCACCACCGCACUCAUGGAGCGUUUCCGCGUCAUGCAGCGCAAGGGGCGGUUCUUCCCUCCGCUCGCUGCUGUUCUGUUGAUGCUCGCGCAGCACAACCGUGUUCCGCCCAACGCCGAGGAGGAGGUCCGCGCGGCGAGCGAGGCGCACCGUCACAAGUCGCCCGCGACGCCCGCCUUCCCCGUAGACCUGGAUCAGAGCCUGCAGGGGCUGAAGCAAAUCAUCAUGUCUGGAGACGCGGCAAAGGCUUCUGCCCUGUCGUCCAAGAUGUUCACGCGCCACGGCAAAUUCUCCGCAUGGUCGGAGAAGUGGUGGGCUGCCAUCAUCGAGGCCGUCCAAUCUGCCGACAACAGCAAGGCGGACGCUAUCAUGGCCGCUGUCGCGCAUAUCUGUGAGGUGGAGGAUGUCGCAGGCGACGGCUCGCUGCGGCCAGUCGUCGCUGCGUGGUUAGACACGCUCGUCGUCGCCACGAGGCUCGAGGUGUUCGGUCGCCGAAACGUACCCCCUGUCGUACGUCUGCUUCUCCAGCUUGUUGUCAAUCGACGCCUCGGAUCCGCCGUGCUCCUGGAGCGCCUCGUCUUCCCCGAGCUCAAGCACGCAGCCACCCUCGCCUCUGCCGCCCACCCGCGCCUCGGGACGAAGCGGACGCACGCCAUCGACUGGGCGGUCACGAUGACUCAGCAACUGCUCCUGUGCACGGCGCACAAGACCCUGCCUCCCCAGAACCUGCGCGAGGCGUACAUUGUUCAGACUGCGCGUGCCGCCGUCUUCCACGCGAGUAAGGUCGAGGGCCUGAUCUCGCACCUCCCCGUCCUUGUUGUGUUGGAGCGCUCCAAGGUCGUACCCGAGAAGAUCCGGACGCAGAUCGGGGAGAUUUUCCGCGGCCUCGCGGCGCUGCCGCAGUUCAAGACGGCGGCCUUCCGCAACCUCGACGGACUGAAGGACUCGUUCCUGUCCAACGACUGGAUCAAGCGCACGAGCGACUCGUCGCUCGAAACGGGCAUGGUGGAGGGUCUGAAGCUCAUGAUGUCGGACAGUACGACGCGGGACAAAUCGUCUACGAGCCUGGCGAUCGAGCGCGGGGCGCGCUACAGCGCCUGGCGCUGGACGAGGGUUGUGCUCGAGAUGCGUGUCGAGUUCAAGCGGCUCACGAUGCGGAUCACGAACAAUGACGAACCCGUCGAGGCGCGCCAGCAGAUUGCGCGUAUCGUCCGUUCAUCUCUGGACCGCGAGGCGAGUCCGGACGACAUGGAUUUGCUCGUCGAGGCGUUCCGCGGCGCAGACAGUGUCGUUGCGCAGGAGAUUCUCUCAGUUGGGCUGGACCGCCUCAGCGUGCUCCUGUCCCAACUCCUCAGCGCUGAGAAUCAGCACCAGGUCGAGGACACGGCGGCGGCGGUCGACCAGGUCCUCCGCGUCAUCCGUAGCGCGGGACGGCAGGAGAGACUCGAGGUCGCCACUGCGGCGGCGCGAGACCGGCUCUUCAACCUCCUCACUGUCGCUUUCCAGAGCAUCGAGCGACAGGUUACGUCCGAAGACGACGUGCAGCUCCUUCCCGGUGCCAAGCCCGCCGAGCCCGGCAGCGUGCUCCAGGUCGUGUUCAAGCUGCUUCGCUUCGCACUCGCCCUUCCCUCCCAGGACACCAUCGUCACUGCCGCCCCGCGGCCCGACUAUGCCCAGCUCGACACGGCAUUCCUGCACCUUGCGGUGGCCCUCAGCGGUAGGUCGCAGGAGGUGUUCACGGACCUGGACACGAUGCGCGACCUGCUCAUCUACCUCGUGGAUUCUACGCCAACCUCGUCCCAGGCAGCAGUGUACCAGGCGCUGUCGUACGAGAUGUCGACGAGCGCAGUGCAGGACCUGCUGACUGCGCACCCUUCUUUCGCGUCUGCUCUGCCUCGCCCACCGCCAACGUUCCGCGCCAUGGCGCUGAGCGGGAGCCACGUCGCCGAGUCGGAGGGCAUUGCUCUCGACGACCGGCCCUGGGAGAUGAUGGAGCACCUGACGCCGCUCGAGACGCCGUCGCACGUCGACGUCUUCCUCUCCUCGAAGCCGCUUAAGGACACGGCCUCGAUCCCCAUCGCCCUCUUCCGCCCCCAGCUGACGAGGGACGAGGUGCCCGUCCUCUCCACGUCCCCGGAACCUUGGGACUAUGCCUCGUCCGAACGCAACCUCGGCAACGGCAGCGCGGGCGAGCCCAUCAGCGCCCGCCAGAUGGCGACCAUCCUCUACGCGCCCGCGCCGGCGGAGGAGGAACCGACUGCCCCCGCCGCUCCAAAGCGGGCGAGGAACGCAACCCCCGUCAGCGUCAAGGGCACGGGGACGACGACGGACCCCAUCGACAUCUUGGAAAGUAGCGAGGAGGACGAGCCGCUGCAGAAGAAGCCCCGCACGGCAGCGGCAGCAGGCAAGACGACCCGCGCCAGCACGGCAGGCAAGGCGCCGCGCAAGGCCGCGCCGGCCAAGAAGGCGCCCGCGAAGGCACCAGCCAAAGCGCCGGCGAAGACGACGGCGGCCAAGAGCAAGACGACGGCGACGGCCAAGAGACGCAGGAGCGGCGGGGCAGAGUAA
Messenger RNA from Trichosporon asahii var. asahii CBS 2479, 5076 nucleotides. RefSeq lists its product as uncharacterized. Gene Ontology annotation, biological process: regulation of transcription by RNA polymerase II. The record is from RefSeq and is a predicted model, not a curated record. Lineage: Eukaryota; Fungi; Basidiomycota; Tremellomycetes; Trichosporonales; Trichosporonaceae. Gene Ontology annotation, cellular component: mediator complex. Bases 1 to 5076 code for a protein of 1691 amino acids. The transcript is spliced from 6 exons. Gene Ontology annotation, molecular function: transcription coregulator activity.